AUGGACGUGGAUAUUGAAGAUAUUUUAGCUGAAUUGAAUACAGAUUCUACAGCUGUAGAUUAUUCAGGUAAUAAUAAUCCAUUAAGUGAUAUUGCAAAUACUAAUGUCUCAACCCUUUAUAAUUCAUCUUAUCCCGAUGAUAAAAAUAUUCCUACAAAUAAAAAUCCUCCAGGGGUACGAUCUAAUACUAAAAUUUCUGCAGAACAAGAUUAUUCAAGUUUAAUGACUUUAUGGAGAAAUGAAAGAUGUUCACCUGAAUUAUUACCUUAUCCACAUCAUUUAAUGUCAAGAAUGUUAAUGAGAAUUCAAGAUCAAUUAGAAAGAUUAGAAAUUAUUUCGAUGGAUUUCAUGGGUCAAAAUUCUAACACGAUUGAUAAUUCAAAUAAGCCAAUUAAUAAUAAUAAUAUGUUACCAUUGUUAUGUAUGGAAGCAGAAUUAGAAAGAAUUAAAUUUAUUAUUAGAAGUUAUAUUCGUUGUAGAUUGUCAAAAAUCGAUAAAUUUAGCCUUUACUUAAGACAAAUCGAACAAGAUUCAAAUUUAAAAUCCUUAGAUGAUUUAUUAUCAAAGGAUGAAAUGAUUUAUUAUCAACGACAUUCUGAAAUGAUUUUAAAAUUAUUUAAUGAUACUACUCUAAAACAUUUACCUCCUGAAUUACAAGCAAUUAAUGAUACUACAGGAACAAUUUCAAUGAUUGAUGAACCUGAUUGGAAUAAAUUUGUUUUCAUUAAAGUUAUUGGACCAAAUGAUAAAAUGUUAAAUAGUGAUCCAUUAUUAAAAAAGGAUUCAAAUAAUAAAUUUUUUUAUGAAGUAAUUAUACCAGAAUUAGAAGAAGAUGUCGAAUUAUUCAUUGAUAGUAUUUACGUUAUGAGGUAUAACGUAAUUAAAAAUUUAUUAUUAGAUGGCAAAGUUAUUCUGAUAUGA
Maudiozyma saulgeensis is the source of this 921-nucleotide messenger RNA. The record is from the annotation of a GenBank genome assembly. Lineage: Eukaryota; Fungi; Ascomycota; Saccharomycetes; Saccharomycetales; Saccharomycetaceae.